AUGAAAUACAAACAAAUGAAUGCGAGCGUGAAAAGUAAAAAAGGAAAGCAAAUAUUGGAGUCUUCGCUUCGUUCUGUGAGCAAUAUGCUUACGCGCAAAAUCAAUGCUGUCAAGUGCAUUCAUGCGACAGCAGAAGAUUUGGCGAGAAACUUCAACUACACUUAUGAUAAAUCUGUUCCAUACGAUUAUUGUUCAGCAAAAUAUUCCAAGUUCUUCUAUGAAGAUGAAAACGAUGAUCCUGAUCCAAACAGUGAGGAGAAGCUUCCAAAAUAUGUUUUGAACAGCACACACUAUACCAACGUGUCGUUGGAGAAAGAUUCACAUUUCUACAACAUUAAUGUUAACACAAAUACCAGUUGUGUUCACGUUCCCACCAAUAUAUUUGAUGAAGAAACGAAUGCCCGGAACGCUAUCUUAUGGUCAAAGGGUCUUAAUGAUAUAUUUUUAAAAAACUAUAAUUCCGAUCCGUCGUUGUCGUGGCAAUAUUUUGGUAGUUCGCAUGGAAUACUGCGUUUCUACCCUGGCAUGAGGUGGAACACUAAAGAAGUGGACACAUACGAUUGCCGUGUGAUGUCUUGGUACAUUGAAGCCGCGACUUGCUCCAAAGACAUGAUUAUUCUGUUCGACGUAUCGGGCUCGAUGACUGGAUUUAAAAACUAUGUGGCAAGAAGAACACUACGUUCACUAUUGGAUACACUGUCAAACAACGAUUACGUGAAUGUUUACACGUUUAAGAACACUACAAACUUUGUAGUCGACUGUUUUUUAGACUUAGUUCAAGCAACUCCUGAGAACCUACAGACUCUAACUGAUACCCUUGAGCCGACGGACGAGGGAAAGACUCAUAAAGUGCCCUUAGAGGGUUACGCAAAUUUGACGACGGCGUAUAUUAAAGCUUUUACAGCACUUAAGAAGAGACGAGACAAGUGCAACGUGAGCAGUACCCAGGGUUGCAAUCAGCUGGUGAUGGUAAUCACGGACUAUGUACCCGGUAACUUAACUGAAGUGUUUGAGGAGUACAACCGAGAGGUUAUCGGAGGGAAGACGUUCAUCCCUGUGAGAGUAUUCACGUACCUUAUUGGAAAAGAAGUAACGAAUGUUCGCGAAAUCCAAUGGAUGGCGUGUUUAAAUAGAGGUUACUUCGUGCACAUUCACUCCGUGGAGGAGGUGCAGCAACAAGUAUUGAAGUACAUUAAUGUCAUUGCGCGACCUAUGAUCUUGGAGAACAAGGAGCCGCCUCCGACCUGGACUCACGCCAACAUUGACUCUACGAGAACUAACAAGUGGGGUGUUAGUGGAGAUAUUUCAAAGCCUGAUGAAGACAAACUGGUGACAUCAGUUGCGAUCCCUGCAUUCGAUUACAAGUAUAAUGAGGAGAACAACGACGCUCUGUUACUCGGCGUCGCUGGGACCGAUGUGCCUAUUGACAGUAUCGCCAAGCUUGCUAAACCACAUCAGCUUGGUGUGAACGGCUACUCAUUCAUCGUCAGUAACAAUGGAUAUCUGUUGCUGCAUCCACUGCUGACAACUACUAUAAACAACGACCUUCAGAAGAACUACAAUAGUGUGGAUUUCGUGGAGGUAGAACAAGUGGACGAUGGUAAGGGAACUCGUGACCUUGGAGAUCAGAUCAAGAACUUGCGAAACUACCUCGUGGAAGGUGUGGAUGGGAACAUGACACAGGUCCCCGUACUCUACCACUAUGACAACAUGAGGAGAAUAGCUCGAGUGAGCCACGAUUACUUUUUCAACAAACUGGAAGGGACACCAUUUUCAAUGGGAAUAUCAUUGCCAAAGGGUUAUGGUGACACUGAAUUAUUGCUUAAAGAGAAUCCUUUAGAGGCGAAACAAGGCAAGGAACUGACUGGUAUCAACGUCACUGAUUAUUUCAGAUACAGUUUUAGAGUACAUCCAGAUUGGGUAUAUUGCAAGUACCACUAUCUGGAAGGUCACGAGUCAUCGAACUCUGAAGAGGAAGCGUGGAAGUUCUUAGUAGGUCUAUCCAAGAACGAAAUAGAUAUAACCAAGCAACAGUAUCCAGAAAAUGAAAAUAAAACGAAAACGUUUAGCUUAGAAACACACUGCGGCAUGACACCUUUGGGCAAAGACGAUUACUAUUGUAACGAGGAUCUAGUGAAGCAGCUGGUGUUCGAUGCUAAAUUGUCAGCUCCUUACUUUGAAAACUGGAUAGCAACUGACGAGCAAUGGGACCUGGCUCGAAAGUACAAUGUGAGCGUUCGGUUCAUAGCCACGUCGAGUGGGUUGACGAGGUGGCAUUACGUCUUCGAUUCAGACAAGAAUGAGGAGGUUGAUGAUCACGGCAACAGAAGGAAGGGAUAUGAUGGAGAUGUUUUUGGAGAUAUAUACCACAAUACAAUAGAGGAGACUUGGUACAAGGCAGCAGUGUUGCAACACAUGAUAAACAAGGAAUCGUUAGUCGUGGCCACACCUCUCCCAGUUCUCGACGACAUUAUCAAGAACCCACCGAAAGUUAUCAACGAAGAUGGAGACAUCACCUUGACUGCAAGCUACGCAAUCUUCUACAAGGACGAAACAUCAGAGACACCAGCAUCUGUUGUUGGCUUCCAAUACUCUUAUUUGAAAUUUUAUGAAAGAUUUUUAGAAAUAACCAAUAUUUCUAUAGACGGUUCUAAGGACCCAACAUGUGACCCAAAUUCCGAAAAAUAUGACUGUUACGUCAUAGACAGUUCUGGGUACAUCGUGCUGGCUAAGGAGAAGGAGAUCAUUGGCCAGUUCUUUGGGACAGUCCAGAAACACGUGUUACAGUCAUUCCUUGAGUUAGGCAUCUACGACCAUGUCGAGGUGUUCAACUACCAAGCUCUCUGCCCACUUUCUGCUCUGAUCAAGAAAAGUAAUUCUUGGACUUUGCGUACUCCGUUUAGUUUAGCCUUCAACUUCUUCCACUGGCUUGUGACAGAGGCUCUGCUACUACUCUCCAACCUUUACAACCCCAGCGAAUACGCAUACGCCGCAGUUGUAGAUGACCAAGACUAUAUCGAUCUAAUCAACCACGGGUACACAGAGGCGCCUACAACGACUGCAUCACCAUUACCGGAGAAUGAAACAGUCUCCACGAAAGACGAGGAAGAAGAGAGCCCUUUCUCCUGCGACCAUAGUAUCACACUUUUUAUACUGAAUCAGAAAUAUUUCUUGGAUGCCGCGGGAGCAUCGCCUGUUGUUCAGAAAGAUGAAGCAGGGGACUGUUGGCCAGCUUACUGGGCUGCCUACGUGCCUAAAACGAAUUUGCUCCUCGUGGUUGUUGAGAAGCAUGAUGACUUCGCCGCGAACUGCACGGAGCCACCCGACACUAAGCCGCAGCCCACGGUCAACUCCACCACCAGCCGGGAGCCGUGCCACAAGCUGAAACUAGGAGCUUUGCACAGACGACGUCUAGAGGGCUGCUACACUUAUCAUGAUGGGAGUUUUAAAUCAGCUCAAGUCGAAUCGAGAGAUGGAGAAAAAUUAGUCCAAAGUAUGUCAGACGAUAUUCGCGCCAUGAUGGAACUGAAAAUUAGCGCUGUCAAGAGGAUAGUAGAGGCUGCAGAAAAUAUGGCUUUUGAUAAACAAAACGAACCGGUACCCGAGGACUUUCAGUUCUACAAUAGUAAGGAGAUGGAAGAGCCUUGGGAUGAGGUGUCAAUCACCACUACACCAGAAACAGAUUUUGGCCAGGAAAGUUGGAUAGUACGACCACCAACAAAGAGUGCGCACACACAGCAAAACCCACACUUUUCCAACAUUCCAGUAAACACUAAUUUUAGCAGUGUGCACGUUCCAACAAAUGUUUAUGCUUGGGCUUUGAAAUGGAGGGCUGAUCCCGUGGACAUUUAUGAUUGUCGGACCCGAGCGUGGUACAUGGAAGCGGCUGCGAGUCCAAAGGAUGUGAUCAUUUUAGUCGACCGGAGCGGGUCAAUGACCGGUCAGCGACGGGAUAUCGCCAAACACGUUGUUACCAACAUACUUGACACACUCGGCAACAAUGAUUUCGUCAAUGUAAUGACAUUCGCAGACACCGUGGAGGAAAUCGUACCAUGUUUUGAGGAUUCUCUUGUACAAGCUACCCUGGGAAAUCUUCGGGAACUGAAAUUGGCAAUGGACAAUUUCGAAACACAGGAGAUAGCAAACUUUUCAGCGGCAUUGACGAGAGCCUUUGAGCUAUUGGAAAUAUACAGGAAUAACAGCGGCGGAGCUAACUGCAAUCAGGCCAUAAUGCUGGUUACAGACGGCGUGCCUUAUAAUUACAAAGAAAUAUUCGAGAAGUACAAUUGGAAAUAUGAUACCCCAGUGAGAGUGUUUACGUACCUGAUAGGGCGUGAGGUGGCAGAUGUGAGGGAGGUGAAGUGGAUGGCGUGUGCCAACCGAGGGUUCUACGUGCAUCUGAGCACUCUGGCAGAGGUGCGCGAGCGCGUGCUCGAACAUGUGAACGUGCUCGCGCGCCCCCUAGUGCUGCAAAGAGAGAAACACCCUGUCGUCUGGACUCCUGUUUACGCUAAUGUCACUGAUCCAAAAGUGGCCGAUUAUCUGUGGGAGCAACGCGAGCGAGCCGAACAAAAAGAGCGCUUCAUGAGCCAGCGACGUGAUAAAAAUCUCUUCAAUUCAGAUAAAGAACAGGACAGACGUUGGAGAAUAACUCAGAUGAAACAAGGCCAGUACAGUGAACUUGGAAAUUCUCAGUAUCAGUUAAUGACGUCAGUAUCUAUGCCGGUGUACGACCUGCGGCACAAUGAGAUCGGUGUCAACGGUUAUGCUUUCAUAGUGACUAACAACGGAUACAUAUUGAUACAUCCUGACCUGAGGCCCGUUUUCCAACAAAUUUUGAAGCCUAGCUACAAUAGCGUCGACAUGAUAGAAGUUGAAUUGUUCGAUGACGACCGUGGGCCCAGGAACUUUAGCAAGGAACUCACUGCCUUACGUAAAGAAAUAAUAGACCAGAAGACUGGCAACAAGGUGAUGAGCGUCAAGUACCAUCUCGACGAUAUGAAAAGAGUAUCACGAGCAAAAAGGCAUUACUUCUGGACUGGUAUCAGUGAUUCACCGUUCACGUUAGUCGUGGCCAUUCCGGAGAAUUAUGGACGGCAUCGUAUCACACCGCCACCCACUGAUGACAUACACAGACUCUCAUUGACCUCCAAGAACAUUUCGGCGAGGCAAUAUCUGUCAGACAAGUGGAGCGUCCAUCCUGACUGGUUAUAUUGUCGACAUUACGAGCGCACGUUUGCGAAUGCUGAAGAAGAAUUACUUUACUUCUUGGAACGAGUAGCCAAGCCAGGGUGGCGGUGGCCAGCCAAGCCUCGGCCCCCAGAACACCAUAAGAAUAAACCUGGACAUGAGAGGCAUAACAAUGGAACACCAGAGGCGAGGGAGAGGAACAAAGUAUCGAAUAGCACUCCUAGAAACGAAUAUUAUUGCGAUCAUGGCUUAAUGCAAGCUUUGGUGUAUGACGCCCGAAACACAGCCUGGUUCAACAAGAGUAUUUCCGAGUCCGCGUCAGACGAAAAGGCGGUCGAGUUCAUUCAACGCUUUGGAUACAUAGUGGCUUUCCUAUCGACACAUAGUGGUCUCACACGAUGGCAGACUCAUCCCCCAAAGGAGCAUGAUAAUGACAAACCAGAAUUUGGAAAACAGUGGCCACGAGCGAUCGAGGAAGUUUGGUACCGUCGAGCAGUGGAACAGCACUAUGUGGACCCGCUUAGUUAUGUAUACAGUGUCGAUCUGAGCACUGACAAGUUUCCUCUUAACGUCAGCUUGGCUAUGGUCACCGCUUCGCACGCGGUCUUUCAUGGAGACGGCCAUAGAAAAGCUCCAGCUGCAGUUGUUGGCUUCCAAUUCAAACACGAACGACUCAGCGAAUGGUUUGAUAAUAUUACUUCUUCGUGUGAACACAACAAGGAAUGCACAACCUGUCAAUCUGAUAGCUGGGACUGUUACUUGGUGGACAACAAUGGCUGGAUAAUAGUCAGCGAAGACUCGACGCAGACUGGACAAUUCUUUGGAAGGAUCCGACCAGAUAUUAUGGCAAGAUUGGUGGAAGAUGAGGUGUAUAAGGCAGUACACAUCGUAGACUAUCAAGCAGUUUGCUUCAGAGAAAAGAAAACUACGAACCCAGCUACAAUGCUCUUUACGCCACUCGAAAACUUGAGGCUCGUGAUGGCUUGGUUUAUAGCCACCACAGUCUGGUUCUACAACUGCAUUACGACAGGUUUGGCACAAGCAUCCAGCUACUCCUUGGACGACGAGAAUGUUACACCCACUGCAUACCAGAGUUACGAGAACGAUGAAGAGACAGACGACCCAAGUAUGUCGAAACCUCCAAACAUGCGAGUGUUGGAGAGGGAUUACGAGAAGCUGGUGUUAAUAAACCGGACCAGGCCAACUCCUUGUGACAGGGAGAUGUAUCUGUACCAGCUGACGGACUACAGCAACCUUGACGCGAAGCUGAAUAAACCUAUGACGGAAUGCAGCCGGCCCUUCUACGCACAGCAUGUGAACUACACGAAUAUGCUAAUGAUAGUUGUAGACGCCAACUGUCCCAAAGAAGAAGUGGCCGCCAUGUCAGUAGACGCGACUGAGGUGAACUACAACGAGUCGCUGCCCUGCUUGAAGCAUAUGCAUCCUUUGUACAGAAAGCAACCUACUUCGUGUAUCCGGAAUCAUAGUGAGGAAAGCAACAUCGACAUGUGUGGACGCGGCAGUUUACCGGGCAACAGCAAGACAUGGGUUACACUGAGUCUAUUUUUGAUACUUCGAUAUCUGGCGUAAAUUAUGAAAAUGCCCUUACAAGUGACGUAAAAAUACCCACAUACAUUUCAUGUUAGGUAAUUGCGAAAAACGAGUCACACUAAUGGUGUGAUCACAUUAAAAGCUAGCAAUAGAAUGUCUAGAUACAAGGUAGUGCAGUGCCAUCAGCUAACUGUUAAUGUGAACACACCUUUAUAUGCCUGCAAGGCUAACGAUAUCUUUGACAAAUGGGAGUUAAGUAGAAAAUAAUACUUAAUUACUUGCACCUUCUCCGUUUGUCAAAGUUGUCUAUAAUAGAAAAUAUAAUUAAUACCUGUGUUCUAUGUAACUUACCUUUAAAA
Molecule: messenger RNA, 7100 nt
Organism: Spodoptera exigua (beet armyworm)
Lineage: Eukaryota; Metazoa; Arthropoda; Insecta; Lepidoptera; Noctuidae
Source: the annotation of a GenBank genome assembly